AUGCAGGAGCAAUACGAAUUGUACUGCGAGAUGGGCUCCACCUUCCAGCUGUGUAAAAUAUGCGCAGAGAACAACAAGGAUGUGAAGAUCGAGCCUUGUGGGCACCUCAUGUGCACUUCUUGUCUGACAGCAUGGCAGGAAUCGGACGGUCAAGGCUGUCCGUUUUGCCGCUGUGAAAUCAAGGGCACUGAACCAAUCAUUGUGGACCCUUUUGAUCCACGAGAUGACAGCGCCAAGUUCAAUUUUAUGGACACUUUCUGUUCCCCUAUGCUAGACCUGGACGACGACGAUGACAAAGAAGAGUCCCUGAUGAUGAACCGACUCGCUUCAGUCAGAAAGUUCACAGAGAGACAGAAUUCCCCUGUGACAUCACCAAACUCCUCCCCCGUGGCUCAGCGAAGGAAGGCCCCCCCUGAAACGCAGCAGAUCCAGCACCUCAGCCUCCCGCCCGUGCCUCCCCGACUGGACCUCAUCCAGAAAGGGGUGAUCCGCUCGCCCUGCGCCAGCCCCACCAGCUCACCCAAGACUUCUCCGUUUAUGGCGAGGAAACAGGACAAGCCUCUCCCUGCUCCCCCACCUCCCCUGAGAGACCCUCCUCCUCCACCCCCGCCCGAGAGACCCCCUCCUAUCCCGCCGGAUGGCCGGGCCGCUUGGAUCCCCCAAAUCCCUGCCAGUGUGCCCACCAGGGAGCCGCACGUGCCCCCUGAGGCCUGGUGCCCUCGAGACAGCCUGGGCCCGGCGCUGCACACGGACAGCCGACUCGCCGCAGACCGAUCGCCCAAGCUGGGGCUCACCGCACCCUCCCACCCUAAUGGCAGAGCUGGCAACUUAACAGCUGACCAGGGAUUGGGCUGGCAGAUCCAGAGGCUCCUCGAGCUGCCUCCAGACGGUGUCAAGCCUCUUUUCUCAAAUGGUCACCUUGGUAACGACGCAUAUGACAUCCCUCCGCCUCGACACUCGCCCCCUCCGCCUGCUGCCUGCAUCCAGCCCCUCGGCCACAAGUACCCCAAUCCUUUUACAAACCCCUGUACAGAAAAAAGCAGAGGACGGCUCGAAACCAGUGAAGACGAGUAUCAGAUCCCUUCAUCGCAUCCUGUUUCUCUUGCCUCGCAACCUCCUGCAUGCAUUGCUGUCAGAAUCCCAAACAGGGUGCUUGAGGAUGGACAGUGCGUUAACGGAACAUCUGACAACUCAUCUGAGGGAAAGAAGCAUAAGUCUCUAGAGCUCGGUGAUCCUUUUGUCUUGUCUGCAGGCUCCGUUCCUACUAGACCUGCAAUGAGAGACCAGCAGAAGCUCAGCCCCUCUCUGAACAGGACCCCAUCAGACUACGACAUCCUGGUGCCUCCCUCAGGGGAGGAUCCGUUCGACAGCCCUCCUCCGUCGCUGCCCCCUCCACCACCGCCAACCCGGCACAGCCUAACUGAGUACUCCUCUCCCAAACCCAGCGGCUCGGCCAGCCGGCCCUCCUCCAGCCAUGACCCCUUCCACCUCGGAGCCAACGAUAACUUCUUUGACAUGCUUGGCGGUCCUGUUCCCCAGCCCCCUGUGAGAAGGUCGACCGGAGACAACAUGAAACCUCCUCAUCGAAUAACACAGGAUUAUGACCAGCUCCCACCAGCAGUCCCUGUAGACAGCGCCCAUGCACCAGCGCGGCCUCCCAAACCACUGCCCCGCAGAUCCACGCCCGAGCCACAUCACAGAAAGGCAUACAGCCACAAGACCGCCGAGGAAAACGCUGAUGCCAAAAUCGCCAAACUGAUGGGGGAGGGCUACUCCUUCGAGGACGUGAAAAGGGCUCUGAUGAUCGCUCAGAACAAAGUGGACGUGGCUCGGAACAUUUUGAGAGAGUUUGCCUGCUUUCCCGCAAUGUCUCCAAGACUGCAAAACCUGUAGCGAAAAAAAAAAACCAGGCGCGUAUACCAAGCGAGACCCGGAAGGAGAUAUUGGACAUGCAGGGGAUUUAAGAUUUUCCGCAACACGACUGUGCUCGGCAGGCAUCGACAGAGAGUUGCAAAGGGGUGGGG
Molecule: messenger RNA, 2024 nt
Organism: Polyodon spathula (Mississippi paddlefish)
Lineage: Eukaryota; Metazoa; Chordata; Actinopteri; Acipenseriformes; Polyodontidae
Product: E3 ubiquitin-protein ligase CBL-B-like
Exons: 12
Coding region: 1-1893 (630 amino acids)
Biological process (GO): signal transduction; negative regulation of epidermal growth factor-activated receptor activity
Cellular component (GO): plasma membrane; membrane raft
Molecular function (GO): receptor tyrosine kinase binding; ubiquitin protein ligase activity; SH3 domain binding
Source: RefSeq, a predicted model, not a curated record